Argiope bruennichi is the source of this 648-nucleotide messenger RNA. RefSeq lists its product as uncharacterized. The transcript is spliced from 6 exons. Bases 65 to 517 code for a protein of 150 amino acids. The record is from RefSeq and is a predicted model, not a curated record. Lineage: Eukaryota; Metazoa; Arthropoda; Arachnida; Araneae; Araneidae.
GUAUAUAAAGCAGUGUGGAAAACCUAAAAUUACAAUUUGAACGACGCUAGAGCAUAAGUGCAAAAUGUGGAGCAAGGUCAUCCCUACCGUUCUGUGCAUUUUGAGUUUGCUGGUAGUAAUUCGAGGUAGAAAUGUACCAGACCGUUCUGAAAUUGACGAUUAUUAUCAAUGCUUUACGUAUUCUGAGUGCGUUUCAGAUGGAAAUCCGCAUAAGGGCAUUAUGAAUUGCUUCACUAGCAUUAAUGACGAGGAUAGCCAAACAAUUUUCGAUUACGUCGAGGAAAAUUUCUACUCGUACGAUACCGAUAGCGUAGCCGAAGCGCUCGAAGCAUAUUGUGAAAUAGACGGAGAUGAACAGCUUAAUGCAUUUGAACAAACUUUCGCUGGCGUUUACAGCUUUGAGAAAAAUGCAUGCAGUAAUAAAAAAGCGAAGCGUCAAUGCCGAAGUUCAAGAAAAUUACUGAAAUGCUUCUUCUCGGUUCUUAAAGAUCUGAAGAAAAAGGACUAUUGCGAUUAAACUAAUCGGCCGUACAGAAUCCAAGAUUUGUUUAUUUUCGGCAACAAGCCAUGAUUGAAAUUCACUUAUAAUCUGUAAUAAAUGUCAAAAUAUUUUUCAAAAAUAAAAUUACUGCAUUCGAAAUCGAAGAA